Hyla sarda is the source of this 2008-nucleotide messenger RNA. It is a transcript of the gene CFI, whose product is annotated as complement factor I. Gene Ontology annotation, cellular component: membrane. Gene Ontology annotation, biological process: proteolysis. Gene Ontology annotation, molecular function: serine-type endopeptidase activity; protein binding. NCBI's taxonomy places the organism in Eukaryota, Metazoa, Chordata, Amphibia, Anura, Hylidae. Bases 70 to 1866 code for a protein of 598 amino acids. The transcript is spliced from 14 exons. The record is from RefSeq and is a predicted model, not a curated record.
GAUUUCUAAAUUCUCUUCAAACUGAAAGUUUUGGGAGAAAAAAAUCAAAAGUUUGUAUGAGACAUCAGGAUGAAGACCUCAAGGUUAACAUGGUGCAUGCUAAGCCUCAUCUAUGUCUGCAUUGUAACGGUCGCUGUGUCAGAUAAUACGUGUUGGGAGAAGAAGUACACUAUUAAUUCAUGUCAUAAAGUAUUCUGUGCUCCCUGGCAGAGAUGUGUGGAUGGAAAAUGUAUUUGUAAGCUGCCUUACCAAUGUUCUCGAAAUAAAACUAUAGGGGCUUGCAGUGAAAGCAACAAAGCGUUCCUGAGCUACUGUCAGUUAAAGAGCGCUGAAUGCACCAACUCAAAAUACAGGUUUGCCUCAGAGUCUCCAUGCAGCGGCAAAUUUGAACUAUUUUUGAAAAAUAGCAAUGGAGAGAAAACAAACAAGGAGGGUCUUGUAAAAAUACGAUUGCCCAAACAAGAUAAGGAAUUCUUUGUGUGUUCUGAAAAAUGGACUAUCAGGGAAGCCAAUGUAGCCUGUCGCCAACUUGAAUUCUCCCAAGGUGCUUCUAGUAAAAAAUUUCAGUUCAAUAUCUCAGAUGAUCAAAAGGAGCAAGAAUGUCUUCAAGUGACAUGCCGCGGAUCCGAGACAACGCUUGCUGAAUGUACUAUUAAGAAGAGCACAAGUUCAAGAAAUAAGCGAGCUGGUGUUUCAUGUUAUAAGGAUACAAAUGCAUGUGAAGAUCAACAGUUCACUUGUGUCAAUGGGAAAUGCAUUGAUAUUAAUAAUAUCUGUAAUGGGCAAAAUGAUUGUGGCGACCUUAGUGAUGAACUUUGCUGUACAGAAUGCAAAAAAGGCUUUCACUGUAAAUCAGAUAUAUGCAUUCCAGAUGAAUAUAUGUGCAAUGGUGACGUGGACUGUCUCAGUGGAGAAGAUGAGUUCAACUGCACAGAAAUCCUAGCAGCAAGAUCAAAAAAUCCUGUAACCGAUGAUGAUGGUGAUGCAAAAUCGGAACAUCCUGUAACCGGUGUUAAUGAGAAAAGCAAUGCAGUUGACUACGACAUUGAUGCAGAGAUAAAGCUUAUAAAGGACAGUGCCCCGAGCCUUAACUGUGGAGUUCCUAAAGUAGAGCACGUAAGAGUGAAGAGAAUCAUUGGAGGACAUAAAGCAGAAAAGAAUCAGUUUCCAUGGCAAGUAGCCAUAAAGGAUGGCACCAAAGUUAACUGUGGAGGCAUUUAUAUAGGUGGCUGCUGGGUGCUGACUGCUGCUCACUGUGUCAGGUCAGAUCAGGCCCAAAGAUACCGUAUUAUUGUUGAGCUCCUGGAUCGUCUGUCAUAUGACGGAGACAUCGAUUCCUUCCCAGUAAAAAGUGUAAAAGUCCACGAACUCUACAACCCUAACACAUAUGAAAAUGAUAUUGCUCUGUUGGAAGUUAUAAAUAUAUACAAUGAGCCCGCAUGUAUGCAAGUUGACAAUAACCUCGUAGCUGCCUGUGUGCCUUGGUCACCAUUUCAGUUCAAGUCAGGUGACACUUGUACAGUAUCUGGAUGGGGACGUGCAGAAGGGUUGUCCAAAGUGUUUCAUCUAAAGUGGGGCCACAUUAACCUGAUGAACAACUGUUCAACUGUUUACAAGGAACGUUUUUUUGAUAAAAUGGAGUGUGCAGGAACUUAUGAUGGAUCAAUAGAUUCCUGCAAAGGCGACUCAGGAGGACCACUGGUAUGCCGUGAUGCUAAUAAUGUGGCAUAUGUCUGGGGAAUAGUAAGCUGGGGAGAGAACUGCGGUGAGGCUGGUUUCCCUGGAGUAUACACAAAGGUGGCACAUUACUUUGAAUGGAUAAGUCGACAUGUUGGACGACAGCUCAUUUCAAAAUAUAAUAUUUGAGAAAUCAUACAAGUUGAUAACCUUGAAGAGUACCUGUCAUUAAGUGGAAUUUUAAUGACAAUGGCCAUUUAACGUGAUUUGCUUCCUCUGCAUCUCUUUCUGUAUGUACACAAGUUGGCAACAAUAAUAAAGACAUAUUCCC